AUGGAUAAUCAUGAAGACAACUUGAGGUCAUUAAUUGAAGAGGCGAGUCUUACCAGGAACAGCUCUUGUCUUCAUCAAGGCAAAGCAGAUACUUUAGUAGAUCUUCCAACUUGUCUUUCUAAACGAAGUGAUUUACCACCUAUACAAAAACAUGAAAGGCGAUUUUCAAGCCAUUCAGAAAAAAAAUCAGUUACAUUCUCGUUUUCUGGCAGUGAGCGAAGCAAUCAUAUACUAAAUGCAUCCGAUUGUUUUGCUUAUAUGCGUAAAGGUAGUGAAAUGAUUAAACUUCAUACUAGUGGACGUCAGUAUAAACGUAUGUUUUAUUUAAAUGAACAAAUGAAUUGCAUUAAAUGGUCUUCAACAAAUAAACGUCAAUCAAAUUCACAAAUUGAUAUUGAAGAAAUUCAUGAAGUACAACUAGGCUGUUCCUCAAGAACUACACAUUCCCUCGGUCGACGACGUCCACUUAGUAUGACUCCAACAUUAUCACAUGGGUUCUUAUCUUCAAGUGGAUCAGGUAGCCUUAUUCAAUCAGCAUCAAAAAUGUAUUCAUCAAACAAUUCAAAUUCUCUAACUAUUGGUUCAAUGUCACCACAAAUUCAAAGUUCAACAUCGUUAAAUUCAACAAUACUUAAUCUUAGUUCUAGUGCAUUUACAAUAUGCUAUGGACCGGAUUUUACUGUAUUAGAAAUUUUAGCUUCUGGUCCAGAAGAAGCAAAUAUUUGGGUGACUGGAUUAAAGUGUCUAAUGGCUGGUGCUCAAGAUCCACAAGUGUUGGAAGAUAGACAGAAACCACGUGACAGAUGGUUACAAAUUUUGUUUCAUGAAGCUGAUUCAACUAAUCAAGGAUACUUAAGUGAAUUUGAAGUGAUUCGUUUAAUUCGAUCAAUUAAUCCAAGUUUAUCAUCGAUACAUUUAAGGCAUAAAUUAAAAGAGAUGGAGAGUAAAGUUCGAUGUCAUAAAACUGGAAUAACUAAAGAUGAUUUUGUAAAUUUUUUUAAGAAAGUUGCUACCAGACAAGAGAUUUAUUACAUUCUUGUAAGGUAUUCCAGUGGAUCAGAACAUUUGAGUGCAGAAGAUUUAAAGAAUUUUUUUGAAAGCGAACAAGGUAGGACUGGAUUAACGCGUGAUCAAUGUGAAGCUUUAAUUAAUCGUUUUGAACCAUCCCAUGAAAAUCGACAAUACAAUUUAAUGGGAAUCGAUGGAUUUACAUUAUUGUUAUUAUCUGAAGAAUGUGAUAUAUUCAAUCCAGUACAUCUACAAGUUUGUCAAGAUAUGUCUCAACCAAUAACUCAUUAUUACAUUGCAUCAUCACAUAAAACAUUUUUACUUGAAGAUCAACUCACAGGUCCUUGUAGUAUUGAAGGUUAUCAAAGAGCACUUCUUUCAGGAUGUCGAUAUAUUGAACUUGAAGUCUAUGAUGGUCAUGAUGGUCAUCCAGUUGUUAGACGUGCCAACUCUCGACCACCUGGUAUACCAAUACAAGCUGUAUUAAAUACAAUACAUGAUUUUGCAUUCAUACGUUCUGAAUAUCCAGUUAUUGUAUCAAUUGAAUGCUAUGCAACUCAAGCACAACAACGUGUACUGGUCACAUUCUUACGUUGUUGUCUUGGUAAUCGUUUAUUAUUACCAAAUUCAGAAUUCACUUUUAAUUUAAGUGAAUCACAAUUGGAAAUUGAAGAUCAAGUUGAAAAGACAAAACUACAUUCUAUGAUGAAUAAUAAUAAUCUUAAUAAUAAAGGCAAUCGUAAAAAUAGUCUAACAGUUGUUGAUUUAAAAAAUGAAUCAACAGUAUACACAUCAAAUGGUUCUUUUGUAAGAUGGCCAUCACCACGUGAUCUUAUGGGACGUAUUUUAUUGCAAGGUAAACGAUUACCAAAGGGUACCACAAUGAAUACAUCAGGUAAUGAGUCAGAAAAAUGGAUGAAUGGUGGUUUGCCUAAUUUAAGACGUGUAUUUAAUUCAUUAUAUACUUCUCAUCAAGAAACACCUGUUAUUAGAGAAUUAUCUGAUAUGUUUUUCUUCGAUACAACUAAUUAUGAACAGAUUACAAAUAAUGAUUCAAUAAGAUCUAAUAUAUCACUUAAUAUGAAUCGUACAAUGUCAUCAUUUUCAACACUAUCAACAUCUCAUGGAUUAAAAAGAGAUGUUAAACAUGAUCAUUCACCUAAUACUACACAUAAUAAUUCAUCCACAUCACCAGUUGUUAUUGUUGGUAGUACACAUACAGAAACUAAUCAUCAUCAUCAUCAUCAUCAUCAACCUAAAAUGAUCCUAAAAAAUUUUCAAUAUCAAUCUAAAGCUAAAUUAGAUUUAUAUGAUCAUUCUAAUUUAAAAGAUAAACGAAAUAUAAAUAUGAAAAGUAUUACAAGUCAUUAUAAUAAAAUUACGAUGAACAAUACUACUACUAUUAAUGAUAAUAAUACUACUAAUAAACAAUAUCAUCAAGAUAAUAUACAUUUACAUCCAUAUUAUAUAAUAAUUAUGUCUGAAUCAGAAGCAUCUCGUGCAAUUGGUACUAAUGCUGGGGAUUUAGUACAAUUAACAAGAAAUUCAUUAAUACAAAUUUGUCCAAGUUUAUCUAGAGCUGAUAGUAGUAAUUUAAAUCCAUUAGAUAUAUGGGCAUGGGGUGGACAAAUUGUAACAUUAAAUUAUCAAACAGCUGGUUUAAUUAUGGAUUUAGCUACUGGAUUUUUUGCACGUAAUGGUGCUUGUGGUUAUGUAUUAAAACCAAAUUUAUAUCGUCAAUUUUCAUCAUUUUUUACACCAUAUAAAUCAAAUUUAUUAAAUAUUACUGAAAGACCACCAGAUACUACACCACAGGUACUUCGACUAAAAAUUGUCAGUGCACAACAACUACCGAAGCCGAGGGGAUCAGUUUCAAAAGGGGAUACAAUUGAACCAUAUGUUGUGGUAGAAAUUCAUGGUAUUCCAGUGGAUUGUGCUGAACAACGUACUGUCACCGCACCAGCUGGUAGUGCAUCCGGUUAUAAUGCAAUAUUUGAGGAUACUUUUGAAUUUUGUGUACAGUUGGGUAGUCUGGCAUUAGUACGCUUUGUCGUACUAGAUGAUCAUGCAAUUGGUGAUGAUUUUAUAGGACAAAAUACAGUACCAUUUGAUUGUUUACUUACAGGUUUUCGACAUGUCCGUUUACGAAGUGAUACUGGUGAGCCAAUUCCACUUGCUACUUUAUUUGUACACAUUACCAUUACAACUGGAACAGAUAAUUCACAUGGGGAAACAAAUACUGGUCUACUUCAUAGAUGGCGUUCACGUAAUCGUCGACAAUUACAGUUGAAAAAAGUUGGUGUUUCCACAUUUGAUGAAAUAUUCAAGGCUACGGCAACAACAUUGCGUCAAGUGUGUGAACUCCGAACAUCUGUACUCACUAGUUUCGAUAAUUUUAGACGACUAUGUGGUGAAACAUCAACACCGUUAUCCAUGAAUCAAUGUAUUCGAGCGUUGUCUACACGUAUUGCAACAGCGUUCGGAUCACCAGAUUUGUGGCCUGUACGUAUGCGUAUUAGACCAGAAGAUGAAAUGCCUCAUUUAGAGCUACAAAAUUCAUUCUCUGGAUCCGGGCUAAGUGGUUAUCCAAGUUUAAGUACACUCGGUGAUCCAGUAUCUCAUCAUGGUACACUUGGAUCAUCAUUAACCCGCAAUUCCUCAUUACGUUUUUCUCCUGCGCCUGGAUUGCAUCGUUCACCUUCAUUAAUUCUUUCCCCUCGACUAUUUUUAAAUAGACGCUUAAAAAGUAGCACAAAAUCAAUUGAUGAAGAUUCUGCAUCAGCUUUAUCAAUUGAUGUUAUGGGUUGUCAUGGUAACGGUAAUAGUAGUACUCAUAGUGUACAGGAACAUUCACCAACUAUUUCGACAAAUAAUAUAGCAAGGCGACCAAGUAUUCAUUCAAGUAGCAGUAGUAUUUCUUCUUUUUCCGUUGGACGUUUGGAUAAAUUGAAAAAAGCUGUCAAUGAGUUCGAAAAUCUUAUUGAAUCAUGUAAAACACUGAUUAAACAAGGACCAUAUCUUCGAGUAAAAUUACAACAAACUCAAAGAACUGCCUUAGACGCAUAUACUACUUUUUUAGAAGGUUUAAAAGCGCCAUCAUCUCAUGCGACCACCAUUUCAAAAUUAACAUCAUCAGCGGCAGCAGCCACUACAUCAUUAAGGAGUUCAAUAUCUCAUAGUCAUGAAACACGUUUUGGUAGUUUGACAUCAGAAAUUAGCCAACGUGUAACUCCACAAAUUAUAGAAGAUAAUACAGAUAAUCGAAAUAAUAAAACAACUACUAGUGGUACCUCAAUCUAUUGGCGACGUAUGUCACGUGUAGCUGAUAAUGUAACUUGGAAUUUACGUUUAUUAACAGGACAAACUGAACUAAUGACAUUAUUAUUAAAUGAAUCAAAUGAAUGGAUAAAACAAGCAAAAGAAUCUAGUCAAUCUACUGGUCUAUUAAUCAAAUCCAAUAUAACUAAUCUAACUGAUUCACAUUCUUCACCAACUUAUUCCGAUAAAGAUCAAUUAACCAAUGAAUUAAGUAUAGAAAUUCCUUUAAUGAAUAAGCCAAUAAUUCAAGAUCAUCUAAUACAAAAUUAUCAAACUUCAUUAGAUCAAUCAUUAAGAAUAAUGAAUGAUGAUGAAAUGCCAAAUCUUAUGAAUAAUAAUACAACAACAUUAAAUAGUUCAUUAUCACCUUUAUUAGAAAGUUCCCGUACAAAUCAAUCUGAUUCUACUUCGAAUGAAACAACUUUAAUCAAAUCAAAUCGUGUGAAAAAUCUUUAUUCAUAUAAAUUCUCCACAGAUAUUAAACAAAAAUCUAGAUUAUCAUCUAAUGAAAGCACAACAACAACAACAACAACAACAAUUAUGUCACCUAGUAUCAUUACAACAAUAACUACUACUGCUGCUUCUACUACUACUACUACUAACACUCAUACUACUCAUUUUACGAAUAUUAUUAAUAG
Molecule: messenger RNA, 4964 nt
Organism: Schistosoma guineensis
Lineage: Eukaryota; Metazoa; Platyhelminthes; Trematoda; Strigeidida; Schistosomatidae
Source: the annotation of a GenBank genome assembly